Messenger RNA from Anopheles aquasalis, 1166 nucleotides. RefSeq names its product SUMO1 activating enzyme subunit 1 (gene Aos1). Gene Ontology annotation, biological process: protein sumoylation. NCBI's taxonomy places the organism in Eukaryota, Metazoa, Arthropoda, Insecta, Diptera, Culicidae. Gene Ontology annotation, cellular component: cytoplasm; SUMO activating enzyme complex. Gene Ontology annotation, molecular function: SUMO activating enzyme activity. The record is from RefSeq and is a predicted model, not a curated record.
GAGAGCAAAAAUUGAAGUCGGUAAUCUCGAGACAAAGCUAAAAUAAUAAUCAGGAAUAAUCUAAAAUAGUAAUCAUGACCGGAACAAAUGGAGUGCAGCUGACGGAGGAGGAGACCGAGCUGUAUGAUCGGCAGAUCCGUUUGUGGGGUCUGGAUUCGCAGAAACGACUCCGGGCCGCACGCAUUUUGAUCGCUGGCCUCAACGGAUUGGGGGCUGAAAUUGCCAAGAAUGUAAUUCUCGCCGGCGUGAAGGCCGUUACGCUGCUGGAUCAUCAAAAGGUGACCGAGGCGGACUUUUGCUCGCAGUUUCUGGUUCCACAGACGGCGCUCGGUAGCUUCCGCUCCGAGGCCUCGCUCGAGCGAGCCCAGCAUCUCAAUCCGAUGGUGGAACUGAAGGCCGAUACUGAACAACUGGCCGCCAAGCCCGACGAGUUCUUCAAAGAGUUUGAUGUGGUGUGCAUCAUCGGAGCUCCGACGGCGGAACUGCUGCGCGUGGAUAGCGUGUGCCGGGAAGCGAACGUGAAAUUCUUCGCCACCGACCUGUGGGGCAUGUUUGGCUACAGCUUCUCCGAUCUGCAGGAGCACGAGUUCAUGAUGGAUCUCGUCAAGUACAAAGUGAUCUCCAAACCUAACGAGAAGCGUAAAACGGAAACUUACACAACGCCGGUCAAGCGCACCUUACAAUACCCGGCCUACCAGGCGCUGGUCGAUUUCGACUUCCGUGCCGAUACCUACGCUCGCAAGCUGAAGCGCAACGGUCCGGCGCUUCCGUUGCUGCGCGUAUUGCAAACAUUCCGCGACCAGGAACAGCGUGAUCCGGCGUACGACAAGCGAGAGGAAGAUCUCACCAAGUUGCAGCAGUUGCGGGACAGUCUAGCUCCUGGCAUCGUACCGGACGAUGCGUUCGUCCAUGUCUUUGCUCAGAUUUCGCCGGUUGCGGCCAUCGUAGGAGGAGCAGUAGCGCACGAGAUCAUCAAGGUGGUGUCACAGAAAGAGGCUCCACACAGAAACGUGUUUCUGUUCGAUUACGACAAAUGCUGCGGAUUUGUGGAGCUGGUCGGUGCCGAAUCUUAAUCUUCCUCCAGGAGCGCAUCCAAUGUAUUCUUUCUAUUCGUCCCCUUCGACAUUUAUCAUAUAAUUCCGAGAAAUAAAAAUGGAGAACUUGUA